This is a messenger RNA of Hypanus sabinus (Atlantic stingray), 496 nucleotides long. It is a transcript of the gene psmg4, whose product is annotated as proteasome (prosome, macropain) assembly chaperone 4. The transcript is spliced from 3 exons. The coding region runs from base 71 to 445 and encodes 124 amino acids. Lineage: Eukaryota; Metazoa; Chordata; Chondrichthyes; Myliobatiformes; Dasyatidae. Gene Ontology annotation, biological process: proteasome assembly. The record is from RefSeq and is a predicted model, not a curated record.
GUGUGCGAAUGAUUGACAGGGUCGCGACCCUGGGAGGCGUGUUGGUUGCGGCAGUAAACGAGAUCCGGCCAUGUCCGCCGCUGAGAAUGGCUUGGGGACUGGGACCUUAUCGAUGCACGACUUUAGCGAAAGGCUGGCCGGUCAGUCGGUGUAUUUUCACGUCCUAAGGAUGUCGGGCAGCUUCUUCCUGUGGGUUGGCACCGCCCCUACCCUCUCCAACCUCGCGGUAGCUAUGACUACCAGAUUCGACCCAACUCCAGUAUCCUCGCUAAUCCUUGGAGACACCUCUGAUACCACGUCUAAUUCAUUAGCACAAAGGCUUGCUAAGAAGACUGGGAAACAGGUGUUUAUCAGCUAUAACCUGCCUAAUACCAACACUAACCUGUUGCUAGAAGUGGAAAACAGAAUCAAACAGGAAAUGGAGGCCAAUCCAGAUAAAUUCUAAGUGUGUUUUUUAAAGAUAUAUUGCUUUGAUUAAUAAAUUUUUAAAAAUGUC